ACUAAGUUAACCCAAGUUUCCCGUGCAAUCCGUCUAAGAGUCAAUGAAAAUCGAUCAAGUUUCUUCCAUGCAGAGAAUGCAAGACUGACAGAUCUUGGAGCUAUUCGAGAGGAUACGCCAAAUUGUGAAACGCUCCUUCAAACGAAGAGUCUCUUGUUGAGAUUUCUAGCUAUAUCACGCUCAACUCACUUCAGCUCACGACAAACAUUAUUGGACUGUUAGGUCCGAGCCAAUCUCAGAUCGAGCACUCACGUCACACAGGGGUUCUCUUAUUCUUUCAUUGUCAGUCUUUUCCUGACUCUCACCCAUCAUGUCUAUUCGAAUAGCGCUGGACAACCAGCCUGAGUUCUAUACCAACCUCGACUUGGUACAAGGCCGAAUCAUCCUGGGUCUCAACCGCGCCGAGCAGAUUGGAAGCAUUGUUGUCAAGCUCGAGGGGGAAUCGGGAACAGCUCUACAGGCUCCGAAUGCCUUUGAUCCACAGAACAUGGCCAGGCUACAACCUAGCCCUCAACGGCCUCCUGGCAGCACCGCAGCUGAGAACCACAAAAUCUUAUACAAACUACAACAGGUUUUUCCAGAUGACUACUAUGCGAGCUCCUCUAACCCUUACGGUGCAUACCCCCUGCAAGCAGGCGAGCACGAGUUUCCUUUCAAGUUCAAGCUUCCCAUCAAUAAUGCAUGCAGCGACCCAAUGGCUAUGUCGAAAAUCGGCGGCAUGGCUAACGCCGGUGGUUUUGGGGGUGGAGGAAUGUUUGGUAUUGGUGGUGUAAGGGUCAUGGAUGGUAGCAAGCAACUCUACCUUCGCCAUGUCACCCGCACACUACCUCCAUCAUUAACAGGAUAUCCUAUGGAGGCGGAAAUUCGCUACUACAUCAAGGUUACAAUCCAGAGACCGGGAUUGCUGAAAGAAAAUUGGCGGUAUCAGAUCGGUCUGAAGUUCCUCCCUAUUGAACCGCCCCGGCCGAAGCCGACAACCCAGGAGGCUUUUGCUCGUCGUCCCUUCACAUUUCGGCCAAUGACCCCCCAGCCAGAGAAGAAGCGGUCCUCUCUCUUCAACUUUGGAAGCGGCACAGAUUCAAAAUCGGCCUCUACACCAGAGCCAUCUGCAGAUAUUGCCCCAGCUCCAGCUCCAGCAAUUGAGAUUUCAGCACGCCUUCCCCAUCCAAGCGUCUUGACUUGUAACAAGCCUGUUCCACUACGGCUUAUCGCCAAAAAGCUCAACAACAAUCCAGAACAAGUCUAUCUAGUAUCGUUUCAGAUGGAGCUUAUUGGCCGUACUGAUGUCCGCGCGCUCGAGCUCCAAAACCAGAAGAUCAACCGAUGGGUUGUCGUGUCAAACCCCAACAUCAACAUCCCGCUGACCACAGGGCCUGAUGACGAAGUUGGGAAGGAGUUGGUGAUUCCAGACCAUGUAUGGAGGAACUUGCCUCUUCCCAACACUGUGGCACCCUCAUUCGUCACUUGUAAUCUUUCUAGGAGGUACGAGCUCGAGUUGAAGCUUGGUCUAGCCUGGGGCAAGCCAAAGAAGGGCAUCACCAACAAGAGCCCACCGGUCAUCCUCCUACCGCUACAUUUUGCGCAAGUCGAAGUUUAUUCUGGUAUCACACCGCCUCCUGAACUCGUUGAAUCCGCAAGAUCGACGCGGCCAGGACGUGCAACCUUCACGAAUAACGUCCCGCCCCGUCUACCACCCAGACAAAACUCGGUUUCCUCAGCCCCAGUGUCAGCUCAACAGCAACGACCUUCUCAAACUCCCAACCAGGUCCCUCCCCAGCCAGCUCAUGACCCCCUCUAUCCACCACAACUAGCUCCGGGUCAAGAGGCACCUCCAUAUGACGAUGCUCCGCCCAGCUAUGACGAAGCCAUCGCGGAGAACCUGGCUGGCCCCUUCGACGGCAUGCAGGCCCGGCCAGCCUACAGCGGUGUCACGAACGAAAAUGCGCCGAGCCAGUUACCUCCUGAGAAGAGUUGAAGUGAUCCAAAGCAUGACUUGUCUGGAUAAAUGCUUUAAUGUGCUGAUGAUAACGAUAAUGCCGGGUGUGGAGGAUUUUGAUAGGACUGAGAAAAGGAGUGAGGGGUUCAUUCAGAUCCUGGCUCGAUCAUGGUGCCAUUAAUUCUUCACUUGGUUGGAAUCACGAUGGGUUGUUGAGUUCUCACUUCCAUGUUACCUUACAUGUGCUGUUUUAAGAGGAGUUAUUGGUUAAGUACUGGCACAUAUACAUCCCAGACCCAGGCUUGGAUGUAACUCCAGUAUCACCUUAUUGUCAUACAUAGUUUGAGGUUGUCUUGGAUCUAGAAUCCCAUUGUUAGUAAUAGAGUCACAAAUACCGAAUACCUACCUACUUCAGAA
Messenger RNA from Fusarium oxysporum Fo47, 2353 nucleotides. RefSeq lists its product as uncharacterized. The record is from RefSeq and is a predicted model, not a curated record. Gene Ontology annotation, cellular component: cytoplasm; cytosol; plasma membrane. Gene Ontology annotation, molecular function: protein-macromolecule adaptor activity; ubiquitin protein ligase binding. The coding region runs from base 311 to 1975 and encodes 554 amino acids. Gene Ontology annotation, biological process: ubiquitin-dependent endocytosis. The transcript has a single exon. Lineage: Eukaryota; Fungi; Ascomycota; Sordariomycetes; Hypocreales; Nectriaceae.